AUGUCUCAAAUCACCCAAACUGCCUUGCAAAACCUAGAUGAGUCUUCCAGAAAAGACAUCUUGCAAUUCAUAGAAUCUGAAAACUCGAAGUCUAAGGUUCAAAUGUCCAUCCACAACUUCACAGAUAUGUGUUUCAAGAAAUGCAACGAUAAUGUUCCCAUCACCUCCAACAUGUUGGCCCCACACGAGGAAAAAUGUCUCACAAACUGUUUGAACAGAUUCCUUGAUACCAACAUUAAGGUUGUAUCGGCCUUGCAGGCCCAAAAGUAG
Messenger RNA from Australozyma saopauloensis, 270 nucleotides. It is a transcript of the gene TIM8, whose product is annotated as protein transporter. NCBI's taxonomy places the organism in Eukaryota, Fungi, Ascomycota, Pichiomycetes, Serinales, Metschnikowiaceae. The record is from RefSeq and is a predicted model, not a curated record. The transcript has a single exon. Bases 1 to 270 code for a protein of 89 amino acids.